CCGGGAUGCCGGUGGCGAGGGAAGGAAAGAGGAGCCUCGAAAAGCUUGGAGGCAAAAUUGCGCUUGGGUUCCCGGUCCUUGCAUCUCUCCGGCUUUGAGUGCGGGAGAACACUUUUUAAAAGACUCACCUUGGAAAGAAGGCCUCCGUCUCAGGAGAGAAGGAGAGGCGUCUGCAGGGGGCAGGGACCGCUGCUACUUGCCGGGUGCGCCCCCCACCCCAGAAGCGCUUGCUUUGCCCUCCCCCUCCUCCCCCGCCCCCACCUCCUUAUUGGUGCUAGUUUGCAGCGCCCAGCUCCUGCGCCUUCGCUUCCCGUUUGAAUCUGGCUCGCCCCUCCGUAUUAUGUCUGCACUCCGAAGGAAAUUUGGGGACGAUUACCAGGUAGUGACCACCUCGUCCAGCGGCUCGGGCUUGCAGCCCCAGGGGCCGGGCCAGGACCCGCAGCAGCAGCAGCUUGUGCCCAAGAAGAAGCGGCAGAGGUUCGUGGACAAGAACGGCCGGUGCAAUGUUCAGCACGGCAACCUGGGCAGCGAGACCAGCCGCUACCUCUCGGACCUCUUCACCACGCUGGUGGACCUCAAGUGGCGCUGGAACCUCUUCAUCUUCAUUCUCACCUACACGGUGGCCUGGCUCUUCAUGGCGUCCAUGUGGUGGGUGAUCGCCUACACUCGGGGCGACCUGAACAAAGCCCACGUCGGCAACUACACGCCCUGCGUGGCCAAUGUCUAUAACUUCCCCUCCGCCUUCCUCUUCUUCAUCGAGACCGAGGCCACUAUCGGCUAUGGCUACCGAUACAUCACCGACAAGUGCCCCGAGGGCAUCAUCCUCUUCCUCUUUCAGUCCAUCCUGGGCUCCAUCGUGGACGCCUUCCUCAUCGGCUGCAUGUUCAUCAAGAUGUCCCAGCCCAAGAAGCGCGCCGAGACCCUCAUGUUUAGCGAGCACGCGGUGAUCUCCAUGAGGGACGGAAAACUCACGCUCAUGUUCCGGGUGGGCAACCUGCGCAACAGCCACAUGGUCUCUGCGCAGAUCCGCUGCAAGCUGCUCAAAUCUCGGCAGACACCUGAGGGUGAGUUCCUUCCCCUUGACCAACUUGAACUGGAUGUAGGUUUUAGUACAGGGGCAGAUCAACUUUUUCUUGUGUCCCCCCUCACAAUUUGCCACGUGAUCGAUGCCAAAAGCCCCUUUUAUGACCUAUCCCAGCGAAGCAUGCAAACUGAACAGUUCGAGAUUGUCGUCAUCCUAGAAGGCAUUGUGGAAACAACUGGGAUGACUUGUCAAGCUCGAACAUCGUACACUGAAGAUGAAGUUCUUUGGGGUCAUCGGUUUUUUCCUGUAAUUUCCUUAGAAGAAGGAUUCUUUAAAGUUGAUUACUCCCAGUUUCAUGCAACAUUUGAAGUUCCUACCCCACCGUACAGUGUGAAAGAACAGGAGGAAAUGCUUCUCAUGUCAUCUCCCUUAAUAGCACCAGCCAUAGCUAACAGCAAAGAAAGACAUAAUUCUGUGGAAUGCUUAGAUGGGCUAGAUGACAUUAGUAAAAAACUUCCAUCUAAACUGCAGAAAAUUACUGGAAGAGAAGACUUUCCCAAAAAACUCUUGAGGAUGAGUUCUACAACUUCAGAAAAAGCAUAUAGCUUAGGAGAUUUGCCCAUGAAACUUCAGCGAAUAAGUUCAGUUCCUGGCAACUCAGAAGAAAAACUGGUAUCUAAAACCACUAAGAUGUUAUCUGAUCCCAUGAGCCAGUCUGUGGCUGAUUUGCCACCAAAGCUUCAAAAGAUGGCUGGAGGAGCAGCUAGGAUGGAAGGGAAUCUUCCAGCCAAAUUAAGAAAAAUGAACUCUGAUCGCUUCACAUAACAAAACACCCCCUUAGGCAUCAUUUAAUGUUUUAUUAAGUAAUAGUCCAAUAUUUGGCUGACAAGGUAAUCCUCCCUAAGGAAUCUGAAAGGUUUAUUUUCCUCCCGUUCCUAUAAGCAUAUUUGAGAACUUUUUCUUAUCAAGUAUUGCUAAUAGGCAGAAAGCAAAGUUAUGAAGGGGAGAUAUCAUAAGGAAGUUAUUAAUGGGCAUGUAUUAUCACAUCAAGCAUGCAAUAAUGUGCAAAUUUUGCAUUUAGUUUUAUGGCAUGAUUUAUAUAUGGCAUAUUUAUAUUGUAUAUUCUGAAAAUAUAUAUAUAUAUAUAUUUAAAGAGGAGGUAUUCUCUCCAACAUUUCUAACAUAUGUAUUAAGCCAAACAUGAGUGAAUAGCUUUCAGGGCGAUAAAAACUACAUAUAUGUGUGUGUAUGUGUGUAUGUAUACAUACAUAUACAUAUAUACAUACACAUACAUACAUACAUAUAUAUCUUAUAAAAUUGUGCUGUUUUGUUCAAAGUUGUAGUUCUUGUGCAUGUUUACUUUAUUAGACUAGGAAGGCUACUGGCAUUAAUUAUUAAUACCAAAUAUUUUAGCCUUAAAUUAUUUGUCAUUUUAAAAUCUGAUUUAACAUGUUCUGCUGUUUAAGGUCUUGGGAGGUUUUCAAUUGUAUUUUAUAUAAGCGAGUCAAACAACUUUGUGUUACUUAUGGUCCCACAAAAAUAUAGCCAUUAUAUAUUUAACUUGUAAAUUUUAGAACAUACCAGUACAUGGUAUGUCACUGAAAAUUUCUUAUGAUUUAAAAACAUUGCUAGUACUGGGGAGAAAUAAAUGUUAAUUAAUUUGAGGAUUAGUUCUUUCUGGGCUAAUUAAAAUCUAGCGUUCUGUUUUACCUACAAUCUAAUACAAAUAUGAGCUCUGAACAAAUGCUGAAUCAUUGUAAUAGUCAGUAGCCAAGUUAUAUUGAAUCUAUCAGAAUCUGUGUGAAAUUACAUAAUUAAUGAUCCCUGUUUCAAACUGAGUCAAUUAGAAAGAUUUUCAUUCCUUUUCUGGAAAUUGUGUCCAUUUAAAAACCAAUCAUUUAUCUUUAGGAAGAUAUGACAAUGAAAUGAAGCAGAUGAUAAAUAUUUAUGCUUAAAAUAUGUAUGUCUAAUUGAGUCUCUUUAUUCUGUUUUCUUGUUUAUGGUAUUUGUUGUAACAGGAUAGACUUUUUCCUUACCUGGGGAACCUAUCUCAUGCCUGUCUCUCGUAAUUCAGGAAGAAUGUUUUGAACAAACUUGAGAGAAACCAAAAUGAGAUGAAUUGGAAAUAUCUUACACACAGUUUUUUUGGUGAACGCUGAUUUUAUUGGUGUCAUGGGUCCCUGGUUUACCCAAAUAAUUUUAACAGUACUGUUUUUUUUAACCCCAGAAUCUGAUAUUUAUGACUCAUUAGCAGGAUUGAAGUUAUUGAUCAGUAGAACAGUUUCAAAAUUAAGAUUUAGAAUGCAGAGAUUUUAAUGAAAAAUUAGAAAUGAUCAUUAUCAGAAUAUCAUGGGUUUUCUUAGAAAACGUCUUUGGGUUUUGCAAUCUAAGUCUGUUCAGAAUUAAAACACUUAUUAAUAUGUAAAUCAUUAUUUGCUGGUUUUACAAUCCUGUAAUGAUUUUAUUUUUGGCAAAUUAUUACAUCAACAAUUCUGUCAUUGACCUUAAUUAUACCUUCUGGCUACCUCUGAUUCAACCAAAUUCUGUAGGUGCAAACAUAUACCAGGGAAUUGUUACUGGCAAAAUGAUCAACCUUGAGCAUCCAUCCACUGUGAAUAGAAUGGGUUGUCCUACCCCUAGAUCAGCAAACUUCUUAUUUGCUGGCUAUAAUACUGACAGAAAGAGAAAGGGGUCCACAGGGCAUAGUAUACUUAGCAGUGGAAAAACUGCAUCGAUCAUUUAGUCCAACAACUUAAAACUAAGUAGAGCCAUAAUUUACUUUGGAGAGUCAUUUUAAUUUGUCUUUGGUACCAAGACAAAGAUGGAACCAAAAACAAACUCUCCAAAUGUAUACACACAUUCAACAAAAUUUCUGCAUGCCUUCUAUGUCAUGGGCAUUUUUUAGUUCCUGGGGAUUUGGAUGUGACUAAGUCAGAGGUGGUCACUGCUCACCAUAAACACUGCAUAUCAGAAGGAGAGCAUAGAGGAGACAGACAAAAAACAAAUAAGACAACUUCAGAUAGUCAAAAUAUAAAUUAAGAGAAUGAAAACAGUGUAACAUAAUGCACAAUGAUUGUGUGGAUUAAGAAUUGACUAUUUUAGAUGAUGUGAAUGACUUGGAUAGUGGGUAACAUUUGAACAGAAACCUGAAUGAUGAGAAAGAGUUUACUGUUGCCAAUUAACCUGAGUGAAUUAUCUUAUUUUAUCUUUUCCACAUGUUCGUGGGAAGGGUGUAAUUUCUGCAUGUAAUUGCAGUUUAACUCUUAUUUCUAGGUUGAUCAUAGAUCUCAGUUUACCCAGGAAAAUUCCAGUUUAUACCUGUUGUACCUGUGUAAUUAUUAGUAGCACUCCUUUUUACUCUUAUAAUGUCCUGGUUUGGAUCAUAUAUGGUAAAGUUUUUGUUGAAUCUAAAUUAUGAAGUCCGAUAUAUUUGGAUAAAAAUAAAGAAGUGCUUUUCUUCUCCUUUUGCUGAUUUUUUUUGACACUGAUCAUUCUAAGCAAAAUAAUCUCAGUUUCAUAUAUUUCAGCCUGAAGGGUUUCUUACUAAAGUUAUUUCAUGUAGCAUUUGUUCAAUAUAUACAUGACAUGUCUCUCAGCGAUGAAAAGUUAUGCAUUUUAUUGAAUGAAUUAAAAAUUCAACCUCUGCUAUUUCCAUUUCCGGAAGUUGUAACAGUUCAAAUUAAAGAAAGUAAAAGUCAAUUUAAGCCAAAAUAAUUUUCAGCCCACCAGUGUGGUGGCUAUUAGAAAGAAAAACAUCAUGUGAUCAUCGAACUAAAUAACUCUACUUAACAACUGGAAACCAGUCGCUUUUUAUAGCAUUUUCAUGGUAUAGCUCCUGUUAUAGUAAAAUAUUUCAUUCUAUUUAUCAAAAUGAUGUAAAUAAAAUAAAUGCAAUUAUUUUGAUAAUGCCUAUCUUCAAUUAAAAUAUUAUUUUCAGCAAUAUGUGAAUACACUUUUGUAAAUAUAUACAAAAUGAAAAAUAAGGAUAUUUUAUCAUUAAUUAUUUCUGAAAAAAUCUUUCUUCUUAGCUGUUUUAAAUUCAUUCAUUUAUGGCAUAAAAUAUUAUGAAAAGUAUUCAGUUGUAUCAGUGCUCCAAAGCCUAUUUGUCUGAAAAGAAUGGGCUCAAUGCAUUAUUUCUACUAGAAGAAGACUGCGGUCACAGGGAAGCUGACUUACUUUCUAUUUGUAUUUUAGGCAUUUCUGCCAUUCCAUACUAUAAAGAGGAUUCAGAUUGACUACACAGCGUAUCUGUGAGCUCUAUUUAAGAAUUUAUUAUUGAAUUACAUUGUACAUAUAUAAAUUAGUAUCAAGCUAAUGGCAUUUUCUGGCAUGCAACCUAUGAAUAUUUAAAUGUACAAGGUCAUUUAGCUUACAAAAAUAUAAACUCAUGUAUUCAAUACUACAAGUUCAAUUUUAUAAAAACUAUAUUAAACUUUUGAAACACGA
Molecule: messenger RNA, 5470 nt
Organism: Carlito syrichta (Philippine tarsier)
Lineage: Eukaryota; Metazoa; Chordata; Mammalia; Primates; Tarsiidae
Gene: KCNJ3
Product: potassium voltage-gated channel subfamily J member 3
Exons: 3
Coding region: 341-1849 (502 amino acids)
Biological process (GO): potassium ion import across plasma membrane; regulation of monoatomic ion transmembrane transport
Cellular component (GO): plasma membrane
Molecular function (GO): G-protein activated inward rectifier potassium channel activity
Source: RefSeq, a predicted model, not a curated record